GUAUAUUAAAGUUGUUGCGCCUUGCAUGCAUGAUGAAAAGCUCCAUGCCUUCGUAGGGCUUGCCUCUCUUCUUGGAAACAAAUCGCUUCUCUAACGAUGACCCCAUUUCCCAAAAUCCCAUCUUUCCUGCUCUUCAUCGCUAUCUGCUCUCUCGUUGCCUUCAAUGCUUCGUCCGAAUCUGCCGACCAUCGAGUGCGCGAGCUUCUUGCCCUUCAAUCUAAAUCGAAAUCCGGUGUAAUUCACCUCAACGAUGAAUCCGUCUCCCGAUUCCUCACUUCCGUCGAAACCCCAAGACCCUACUGGGUCGUCGUCUUCUUCGACGCCAUUCUACUCCACAACAAUCCUGACCUCCGCCUCAAAGAUAUGCUCCGUGAAUUUGAACUCGUCGCUUCCUCCUACAUUGGCAACAGUCGACACCCUUCUUCCCUUUCACACGCGAAAUUGUUCUUCUGCAAACUCGAUUUCAGAGAAUCCAAAGAGAGUUUCUCUCUCUUCGGCGUCGAUGCCCUCCCUCACCUUCGUAUCGUUGCCCCUUAUCAAAGCCUUGAAGAUUCAUAUCAGAUUGAUCAGGGAGAUUGGUCCCGUCUCGCUGAAUCCAUGGCUGAAUUCAUUGAAAUGAAGACCAACCUCGCCGUGGGUCCAAUCCAUCGACCCCCGAUUAUUUCCAGAAACAAAUUGAUACUAAUCGGAAUCGGAUUCUUGAUCUGGUUAGUGAAGAAUAUCAUAGUGGGUCAGACAAUUCUUCACGACCCGAGGGUUUGGUUAACAGGCGCUGUUUUGGUGUACUUCUUUAGCGUUUCGGGGGCGAUGCACAACAUCAUAAGGAAGGUGCCGAUGUUUUUGGUGGAUCGAAAAGAUAGGUCCAAGUUUACGGUAUUCUACAGGGGACCAGGAAUGCAGCUUGGGCUAGAAGGUUUUUGUGUAGGGUUCUUUUAUACAAUCGUGGGUCUGUUAUUGGGGUAUGUAACACAAGCACUAGUGAAGGUUAACAAUGUGACGACGCAAAGGGUGGUUAUGAUCUUUGCGCUAUUGUUCUGUUUUUGGGCAGUGAGGUGGGUGGUGUUCUUGAGCAACUGGAAGUCUGGUUAUUCCGUUCAUGGAUAUUGGCCUUCAAGUUGGCGUGGAGAUUAGGGACGAUCCAAUAGUACUAUUCCCUUUUGUUUCUUUGCCCGCAAAGUUUGAGAAUUUUUUAGGUCAUGUAUUCUCAGUUCUCAUUGUUUAACUGAGGACAGAAUGCCUUAGAUUACUUGGCACUUGAAAGGUAAUAAACGGGAAUGUUUAGUUUUCUCUGCAUUUUUUCUGUUUGCAGGGCUUGAACUUGAGAUCUUAUAUGAUCAAAUUUUAAAAGCCUCACCUUUCUA
This is a messenger RNA of Prosopis cineraria, 1361 nucleotides long. RefSeq names its product probable dolichyl-diphosphooligosaccharide--protein glycosyltransferase subunit 3B. The coding region runs from base 97 to 1131 and encodes 344 amino acids. The transcript has a single exon. Gene Ontology annotation, cellular component: oligosaccharyltransferase complex. The record is from RefSeq and is a predicted model, not a curated record. Lineage: Eukaryota; Viridiplantae; Streptophyta; Magnoliopsida; Fabales; Fabaceae.